Molecule: messenger RNA, 559 nt
Organism: Pocillopora verrucosa
Lineage: Eukaryota; Metazoa; Cnidaria; Anthozoa; Scleractinia; Pocilloporidae
Source: RefSeq, a predicted model, not a curated record
AAACAUAACUUUUUUGUGGCAAGCAGUACUGUUUGGCCAAUCUUUUAUAUCCAAAAGGCUGUCAUUGUAUUUGUGAAUUUCUUGUGAUUUGCUGGCGACUGCUUUGAUUUCCACUUAAAAAGCAUAUUGUGGCUUGAUUUAACUAUGAAGCGAAUCGCCUUUAUUCUUCUGACAAAUUUGCUCUUGGUGGAAGGUCGCAAACUCUCCAUCUGGGAAGAUGAAAAAGAGCGAAAAGCAGAUCUUGAUGAGAGAGAACGAAGGAUGCCUCAGUACUGCAGAUCCAACGAUGACUGUGGUCAGUCUGGUUGCUGCUUUGAGUUGACCCACGAGUGUUUUCCGCUAAAAGGAGAAAAAGAGGCGUGUUUGCCGGAGUCCUGUCCAUGCAAGCCAGGUCUCUCGUGUACUCCUAUCGGAAAGUACCCAGGUCAAUCGUUUUACCAAUGCUUGAAACCCAAAAUUCAGCACGACCCCGCUAACAUGGCCUGACCUGCCGAACAAUAAAGCGCACUCCACAUCUGUCUGUUUCAUUCAGAUAUGUAUUAAUAAAUGUGAAAAUCGA